AUGGUUUGGAUUAAAUGGGACACAAGGACGAGACCAAAGAAAGAUGGAGGGCUGGGGAUCAAGGAUCUAAGGGCGCAAAAUUUGGCUUUAUUGGGCAAGCAAUGUUGGCGUCUAAUGAAAUACCCUAAUUCUACUAUAUCAAGAAUGCUCAAAGCUAAAUAUUUCAGAUAUACAGAUUUCCUACAUGCAGAGAUAGGAAGCGUACCGUCGUGGGGUUGGAGAAGUGUUCUUGAAGGGCGCAAGGUGAUCGAGAAAGGCUUGUUAUGGAAAAUAGGCUCUGGCACUAAUGUUCGCAUCUUCUAUGACCCCUGGCUCCCACCACCAGUGCCCCUUAAUGUCCCUCAAAAUGCACUCACAAUCCCGCCAAAUAUGCAAGUGAGAGUCCAAAGCUCUGCUAGGGCUUUUGCCCCUCUUCGUCCCAUCAACGUCGCUCGUUCCUUGGUCCUCCCCCUCCGCGGUAGCUCGCUCUCUGAUCCUCUCUCUGCGUCGUGGUCGUUCUCUAAUCUUCUCCAUUCGCGGGAUUGCUCGUUCUCCCCUGUAUCGUGUUUGUUCUCUGAUUGUCGACGCCGCAACAAGCUGUCGCCACUGCCGCUACACUCGGAUCCACCACUUCAUUGUUUUCUGACUCCUGCCUCUCUGUUCCUCUUCUUCACCAGCGACUCUGAUCUCUGUCCUUCUCCCUCCACCUUUCCCUCUGCGACCUACUCCUUUAAGGUUAAUUUAAUUGAGUGGUUGAAAGCUAUGGUUGGCAAUAGAAAAUCAGAGGAACUCAUUGAUCAGAAACUUCCUGAAAAGCCGUCUUCAAAGGCUCUUAAGCUUUGCUCUGUUGGUUGCUCUUAAAUGUGUUGAUCCAGAUGCCACAAAGAAACCUAAAAUCGGACACAUAAUCCACAUGCUUGAGGCCGACGAGAUCCUAUUCGGUGAUGAACGGAGGACUGGAGGGGAAUCGUUGCGAUCCCAUGGCAAUUAUCAUCUUGAGCAAAAAGACUCUAGCAGGGAUAGAAAGCGAAUAGGUGGAAAGAUCAAUGAUCGAAAUGAAGAUGAUAAUAGCAGUAAAAAUCUUGUCCAACCCACUAGGUUGAGAUGAUAGUUGUUAAAUGGUAAAUGUAGCUAUGUAUUUAUUAUUUUUGGUUUUAGUAGUUUGCCUAUAUUAAUUUCUACCACAAUCUGGACAACAUGCAAUGAGUGUAUUUUUGCUGCAUAAUUUUCCCUCCCACCACAAUUUGGGAUUCAUUGUAUACUCAUUCAUUAUUA
Arachis ipaensis is the source of this 1254-nucleotide messenger RNA. The record is from RefSeq and is a predicted model, not a curated record. Lineage: Eukaryota; Viridiplantae; Streptophyta; Magnoliopsida; Fabales; Fabaceae.